AUGCAAGACUCUCCCAACUCUCUGUCCGGCUCCUCAUCUUCAUCCGCUUCUGGGGACUGGCAGUUCUCUAGACGCACCCUCUCCCACACACCAUCUCCACCAGCUGCCAAACCGGACCAGGAGAUGCAAGUCACUACCAACUCUCUGUCUGGCUCCUCGUCUUCAUCCGCUUCUGGGGACUGGCAGUUCUCUAGACGCACCCUCUCCCGCACACCAUCUCCACCAGCUGCCAAACCGGACCAGGAGAUGCAAGGCACUACCAACUCUCUGUCCGGCUCCUCGUCUUCAUCCGCUUCUGGGGACUGGCAGUUCUCUAGACGCACCCUCUCCCGCACACCAUCUCCACCAGCUGCCAAACCGAACCAGGAGAUGCAAGACUCUACCAACUCUCUGUCCGGCUCCUCGUCUUCAUCCACUUCUGGGGACUGGCAGUUCUCUAGACGCACCCUCUCCCACACACCAUCUCCAUCAGCUGCCAAACUGGACCAGGAGAUGCAAGGCACUACCAACUCUCUGUCCGGCUCCUCGUCUUCAUCUGCUUCUGGGGACUGGCAGUUCUCUAGACACACCCUCUCCCGCACACCAUCUCCAAGGCAAGUCUGGCAUUUUGUUUUAUAA
Molecule: messenger RNA, 618 nt
Organism: Puccinia triticina
Lineage: Eukaryota; Fungi; Basidiomycota; Pucciniomycetes; Pucciniales; Pucciniaceae
Exons: 1
Coding region: 1-618 (205 amino acids)
Source: RefSeq, a predicted model, not a curated record